This is a messenger RNA of Gasterosteus aculeatus aculeatus (three-spined stickleback), 5183 nucleotides long. It is a transcript of the gene scube3, whose product is annotated as signal peptide, CUB domain, EGF-like 3. Gene Ontology annotation, molecular function: calcium ion binding. NCBI's taxonomy places the organism in Eukaryota, Metazoa, Chordata, Actinopteri, Perciformes, Gasterosteidae. Gene Ontology annotation, biological process: signal transduction. The record is from RefSeq and is a predicted model, not a curated record. Gene Ontology annotation, cellular component: cell surface.
CUCCACUCCAUCUCUCUCUCUCUCUCUCUCUCUCUCUCUCUCUCUCUCCCUCUCCCUCCCUCUCUCUCUCCCCCCUUUCUUAAAUUGACAUCCGUCUGGCUCGGAACAUGACAACAGAGAAGCCGUCCUCCGCUGCGCGCUGCCGGUCUGUCCUCGACCCCGAUCACUCGAACCUCGUAUAAGCGCGUGGAGGAAUCGGGACCGCGCAGUGUCCUGCCAGCGGGUGCUCAGGAGGAAUAACAAGAGGGCUCUACACACACACACACACCCUCUUUGUAUGUGCUCGUAGGUCUUACAAAGUGCUCAAGUUAACAUGUAUAUGCACGCGGCGAUACGCGCGAGCUUUGGAUUCGUGGGUUUCUGCCUGGUCGCCUUUGUCCAACAGUCGGCGUCAGGAAGUAAAAGCGCUCAAGAUGUGGACGAGUGUGCCGAGGCGCUUGACAACUGCAGCAUCGACGCCAUCUGCCAGAACACCCUGAAGUCAUACAAGUGCAUCUGCCAGUCGGGCUACAAAGGGGACGGCAAACACUGCGAAGAUGUUGACGAGUGUGCAACUGAAUACAACGGAGGCUGCGUCCACGAGUGCAUCAACAUCCCAGGAAAUUACAGGUGCACAUGCUAUGACGGCUUCCGCUUGGCACACGAUGGGCACAAUUGUCUAGACGUGGACGAGUGCUCAGAAGGCAACGGCGGAUGCCAGCAGAUUUGUGUCAACAUGAUGGGCAGCUACGAGUGCCGCUGCAGAGAAGGAUUCCUCCUGAGUGACAACCAGCACACGUGUAUCCAACGGCCCAAAGCGCAACCGGACGGCUCGAAGGAGGGACCCACUUGCAUGGACAAGAACCACGGCUGUGCGCACAUCUGCAGAGAGACCCAGAAGGGGGGCAUCGCCUGCGAGUGUCGACCCGGAUUCCAGCUCACGCGUAACAUGAAGGACUGCAAAUUGACAUGUAACUACGGUAACGGGGGUUGCCAGCACAUCUGCGAGGAGACGGACCACGGCCCCAAGUGUUUGUGCCACAUGAAGUUUGUCCUGCACAGCGAUGGAAAGACUUGUGUAGGGGAGAGGAGUGUCCAGUCCCAGGCAGCCCCACAGCUGUUCCCCAAUGAGACGUGUGCAGUGAACAAUGGAGGCUGUGAUAGCACGUGUCACGAUUCGGUGACCGGCGUCCGCUGCAGCUGUCCUGUUGGCUUCACUCUGCAGCCCGACCGCAAGACCUGCAAAGACAUUGACGAGUGCCGUCUCAACAACGGGGGGUGUGAUCACGUGUGCCGAAACACGGUGGGCAGCUUCGAGUGCAGCUGCAAGAAAGGCUACAAGCUGCUGACCAACGAGAGAACGUGUCAAGACAUCGACGAGUGCUCCUUCGACCGCGCCUGCGACCACUUCUGCGUCAACUCCGCCGGCAGCUUCCAGUGUCUCUGUCACAAGGGCCACGUCCUGUACGGCCUGGCGCACUGCGGGGACAUUGACGAGUGCAGCAUAAACCGCGGAGGCUGCAAAUACGGCUGCGUCAACACCCUGGGGAGUUACGAGUGUACCUGUCCACCGGGCCACAAGCUGCACUGGAACAGGAAGGACUGUGUUGAGUUGGUGAAAUGUCCUCUGGGACUGUUGGCGCCAAAGGCCACUCUGACCUGUAGCAAGACGGGCAAGAAGGAGAGCUGCUCUCUUACCUGUGCCUCCAAGGCUCACUAUCUGGCAGAGUCGGAUAACAGCUACUCGGUCAGCUGCGGGAUCCCCAUCCUCCGAGGGAAGUCCCCCUCCAGGCUCAACUCCAGCAGCCAGAGCUGCAUAGAGACUCUGGCCCCGCCAGUGAAGCAGACGGCUUCUUUCAAGAUUAAAAACGCCAAAUGUCACCUGCACCCGAAGCUGACCGGCAGGACGGAGGACAGAGGACGGACACUUGGACCAGGAGGGGGGCAGCCCUGCAGCAACUGCCUGGUGACAUUUGUCAACCUCAAAUGUGACUCUUCUAAGAAGACUAAAGGGCGACGUGCUCGCAACCCGUCUAACAAAGAGGUGACGCGUAUAACGCUGGAGCUGGAAGCUGAGGUCAAACCUGGAGACACUACAGGGAGUUGCAAUCUCAGCUGCCUGAGACAGCGCAUGGAGAAGCAGGUCAAGACGUACAUCAAGGCCCUGAAGAAGUCCAUCAACCAGGAGCGCUUCCUGAUCCGAGUCGCCGGUCUGGAGUACGAGGUCGCCCAGAAACUCCCCCAGGCAGCUCCGAGCCACGAGAACUGUGGCCCCGGCUGGGAGAGGGACAGCGGGCGAUGUGUCAGAUGCCUGCCGGGGUCCUACUACCACGGGGAGCAGGAGCGCUGUGUCCAGUGUCCGCCUGGCACCUUCCAGGAGAGGGAGGGGCAGCUGGCCUGUGACCUUUGCCCCGGCAGCGACGGCCACGGCCCCGUCGGGGCCAGAAACAUCUCCUCCUGCGCAGGACAAUGUCCAACGGGGUCCUUCUCCAGCGACGGGUUCAAACCGUGCCAGCCGUGUCCCCAGGGCUCCUACCAGCCGGAUUUGGGACGGACCCUGUGCUUCCCCUGUGGGGGAGGCCUGGGCACCAAGCGGGAAGGUGCCAGCUUCUUCCAUGACUGUGAAGUCAAAGUUCAGUGUUCUCCGGGUCAUUACUACAACACCACGGUGCACCGGUGCAUCCGCUGCCCGGUGGGGACGUACCAGACAGAGUUUCGGCAGAACUACUGCAUUUCCUGCCCCGGGAACACCACCACGGACUUUGAUGGCGCCACAAGCGUCUCGCAGUGCAAGAACAGGCAGUGCGGGGGCGAGAUGGGCGAGUUCAUGGGUUACAUCGAGUCGCCCAACUACCCCGGUAAUUACCCCGCUAACGUGGAGUGCAUCUGGAACAUCAACCCGCCCAGCAAGCGCAAGAUCCUAAUCGUGGUGCCGGAGAUCUUCCUGCCCUCGGAGGACGAGUGCGGAGACGUGCUGGUGAUGAGGAAGAACUGGUCGGCCACGUCCAUCACCACCUACGAGACGUGCCAGACGUACGAGCGGCCCAUCGCCUUCACGGCGCGAUCCCGACGCCUCUGGAUUAACUUCAAGUCCAACGAGGCGAACAGCGGCCGAGGCUUUCAGAUCCCCUACGUCACUUAUGACGAGGACUAUGAACAGCUCGUAGAAGACAUCGUGCGAGACGGAAGACUCUAUGCCUCAGAAAACCAUCAAGAAAUCCUCAAGGAUAAAAAACUGAUUAAGACUCUUUUCGACGUGCUGGCUCACCCAAACAACUACUUUAAGUACACCACUCGGGAGUCCAACGAGAUGCUCCCUCGCUCCUUCAUCCGCCUCAUAAGCAGCAAAGUGUCCGCUUUCCUGCGACCAUACAAGUAAAGCUGAAGCACGGGAUUGUGACAGCCCCCCCUUCCCCCUCUCCCCCCUCUCCCCCUUCCCUCCCCCCCUCACCCACAGGCCAUCCCGCAACUCUCACAGGACACCAGUCACCCUCUCUAACUUCCCAUAGGCUUCGACAGUAAACACUACACGCAGACCUGAGAAACUUUUAGUUUAUUUCUCUCGGUUGGGCGCCGGUCUCGCGGGCAUCACGAGUGGCUUCGGGUUUCUGUUGUGCAAUGAAACCCCCCAAAAAGAAAAGAAAAUGGAGACGGCCAUUUCAGACGGCGGGAGUGACGUUGCGCGUGCGCGGCCGUUAAGUGUGACUGUGAGUGUUGUGCAUGUGUUGUGUGACCCUGGUUCCACCCUCGGUGUCCUCGAGGAGGAGCGGCGGGUUGGAUUCGCGUCGCGUCCGCGUUCCAGGUCGUUGGAGGUCGCGCCAUGUUUGAGCUCUUAGAGCCGCUUCGAAAGGUUUUUGCUGUUAAAACAGUCGAUGUUUUUGUUUCGCGCCCGUCAGCGUUUUCCGACCUUCAGAUGGUGUUCUGAUGCUCUUUUGUUUCUACGGCAACACAAAUGGGCAUAAGUGCACAUCUCGGAGAUGAAUAACAAACUAAUAAACGAGAGUGUGACGUCUAGUGGAACAUCUCUCAGAGAGAAAGAGAGAAAUGUCUUCGAGGGACAUUUUGUUUGCUGCUUCUUUUAAAAAGGUCACUUUAAUUCUUCAAUCUCAUAUUUUCUUUCUGAUGUCGUCUACAGUCUCUAGGUUUAGAACUAAGGAAGCUCCAACGUCUGAAAUGCUUAGUUCUUACACACAGAAGGUUGAUGUCACAUUACCAGUUUGUGUGUUUUUAUUUCAAUUUUGUAAAUAAUGAAAAUAAACUAGACGAGGGUUUAAUUCUUUAAUCCUAAAUUUCGUACGCAGGACCCCCAAAAUUGUUUUUUUCCCCCCCCCACCUUCAUGUCCCACCCGUCUCAAAUCCAAAGACACCCAGAACUCCCUUCUAACACCCCACUUGCAUUUUGUUCUGUCCCAAUGAAGACAGCUCUUCCAAAGACCGCCCAAAAAGGUGGGGUCACUUUGUCUUGUGCACUAAGUUCAGAGCCCGCCAUCCUACCUUUAAGUACAACGUGCAAUGAGUGAGAACACAUCUUUAUUUUCGGUUACACCCUUUUGUGACCCACAACAAAGCUCGUGAAAUGGGAUUUAGGCUCUAGGAUUCUUUUUGGGACGCGUUGUAUUAAAUAUGUAUCAGUCACUGUGGGCGGGAGACGUUUAGGUUGCAAAGUGUAACUGCUCUUAUUAAGAGAGGGACAAAAAAAAUAUAUAAAGUCAGUCAAGAAACAUGACAACUUGCUGUGUGAAAAAAAAAAAAAAAAAAAAAAGAAUCCAACACUAUGCUUCAUGUAUAUAAAAGGAAUUGCUUCACAUAUGUAAUGAAAUACGCUUAUUUUGCCAUUUUACCAAGAAUCAGAUGAGAUUGACGCCACUCUAAUCUGGACAGAUCGCACAAAUACUGGAAACGGAAAAAAAAAAAAAAAAGGUGACCACGUCCGUCUCAAAGUAACAAACCACAGCUACUUAUAUGGUGAGGACAUUCCUGGACUCAGUGACUCCAGAAAGACUCUCAGCAAGAAAGGGAAUGAAUAUUUCUCAUUACGUGUGGGCGACUCUUUAGCACCACCCCGUCGGUGGAAUUGGUAGACGACUGUGAUUAGAAUCCCAGCUUGUCAAACGUCCGGUUCAGGUGGACUGAUCUGCGUGAAUGAAAAUAAGUGGUCCUGGAUAUGAAGCGUACCCUCACCGCUGUAUUAAAAAUAAAAAAGG